Orbicella faveolata is the source of this 1135-nucleotide messenger RNA. Its product is annotated as putative skeletal organic matrix protein 5. The record is from RefSeq and is a predicted model, not a curated record. Lineage: Eukaryota; Metazoa; Cnidaria; Anthozoa; Scleractinia; Merulinidae.
AUUGAUAAAGGCUCUCCGUAAAUUUUUUAUGUUCUUUUGUAAGAAUUGUUUGAUCAACUCGCAGGCACGUGCAAGCGACACGUUAAAUUUACCUCGGAGGUAGAUGGCCGCGCUCUUCUUGGUCACGUGAUUAAAAACCUUACUCUACCACUGGAUGUACGUAAUCCCUGCAGAAGUCAAUGUAUUAUGGAGAGUCGCUGCAUGUCAAUCAACAUUGGUCCAGUGAUAAACGACAAAGUGAUUUGCGAGCUGAGUAAUUCGGAUCACUCUUUACACCCUGACGAUCUGAAAGCCCGACCAGGCUUUACCUACACCGGCACUGAGAACGCGUGUUCUAGUAAUCCUUGCGUUAAUAAUGGAACAUGCUUGAGUGGAUUUACAGACAAGAACUAUCACUGCGUGUGUCCGGCAUACCUAACUGGUGAAAACUGCGACAAAGGUAAACACAGGCAGUAGUUAGCAAAGGGUAAACAUGAAACGGGUAGGUGAGCUGUGGGAGGCAAGAAACUCUCCCACUGUCCCCUCUUCUUCUCCCCACUCUCCCCUCCCUCUCUCUGUCCAGUUUUUACGACCGCUUCUCAGGCUAGCAGUAGUUUACAGGCUCGAAAAAAGACAUACUGUUCCCUUUUUAACUGCCACUAAAAUCUUAGAUUUUUGUGACAUCUGUAUUUUUUUAGUGUCAAAAAGCCAUAUUACACUUGCGUAGCACGACUAAAGGCCGGUAGACACGAGGGGCUUUGUUCCCGGGUUUUGCUCCAGGGACACGCUCCGGCCAAGCGCCGAGCUCCUCCGUGUGUAACAGUGCUUUAAUGGACGUAAUUCAUUCAUUCGGGAGCAAAAUUUCCACCCUGCAAAAUGCUCCACAGCUUUGAACCGUUUAGAUAUUUAGGGGCAAGAUCCGCUGAGGAAAUUGAACAAAUACAGAGUAAACUCCACCACUACGCUCUCUAGUGUGUACAAGUCGUGCAAACUGAUCCUGAAGCAUGCUCCUAGAACAAAACCCGUCUUGUGUAUCGGCCUUAAAACUGCUGGUUAUGUUGAUAUGAAAGUUUCUUUAGAUCAAUAACACCAUGAACAUCAUCACCCAGACACUACUCUACUGAAAUAAUGGCUAAAAUUCUUAUGGUAUUAGUUG